GGUCUACCUAUUUAUUAGUAUUGGUCAUUAGUUGCACCUCUCUCUCUCUCUCUCUAGUCUCUACAUAUUGUAUCAGGAUUUCGUUGCUUUUCAUCACAAAGCACCGCCUCAUCAGUUUUCCCUGACCCCAGUUGAGAUUCAUGUGAUUCCUCACCCUGCCUUCAUCACCAAAGCUUUAUACAAGGGCCCUGAAGUGAGGAAUCUGCCUCCCUAGACAAUGGCUCCAAAUGUUACUUGUCCAGGUCCGAUGAAGGCAACGUCCAACGGUGCUUUCCAGCACGAUAAUCCAUUGGAUUUUGCUCUUCCCCUUGCUAUUUUACAGAUAUGUCUAGUUCUUGUUGUCACUAGAUGCCUUGCUUUUGUUCUCAAACCAUUACGACAGCCUCGUGUGAUUGCAGAAAUUGUGGGAGGAAUUUUGCUAGGGCCAUCAGCUCUUGGAAGAAACAAAAGCUAUUUGAAGGCAGUAUUCCCACCCAGGAGCCUUACCGUAUUGGACACCCUGGCAAACAUUGGUCUGCUGUUCUUUCUUUUCCUUGCGGGGUUGGAGUUGAACUUCAAAACUCUGCAACGUACAGGGAAAACUGCCCUUAGCAUUGCCAUUGCUGGAAUAUCUGUUCCUUUUGCGUUAGGCAUUGGUUCAGCAUUUGCCCUCCGAGCAACCAUUGCAGAAGAUGCAAAUGCAGCUGCAUUUUUUGUGUUUAUGGGUGUGGCACUUUCUAUAACUGCCUUCCCAGUUUUAGCCCGCAUUUUGGCUGAGCUGAAGCUUUUAACAACUGAUAUUGGGAAAAUGGCCAUGUCUGCCGCCGCAGUCAAUGAUGUGGCUGCAUGGAUAUUGCUUGCUCUUGCUGUUGCUUUAUCUGGUCACAACGUUUCUCAUAUUGUUCCAUUAUGGGUUUUCCUUUGUGGUUGUGGUUUCGUAAUCUGUGCAAGUCUUUUUGUCUCACCAAUUUUUAAAUGGAUGUCUAGGCGUUGCCAGGAAGGUGAGCCUGUCAGUGAGACGUAUAUAUGUGCUACAUUAGCUGCUGUGUUGGCCGCUGCAUUUGUUACUGAUACAAUUGGCAUUCAUGCAAUGUUUGGAGCUUUUGUACUUGGAGUUCUUGUUCCAAAGGAAGGGCCAUUUGCUGGUGCUCUAGUAGAGAAAGUUGAGGAUCUGGUAUCUGGUCUUUUUCUCCCUCUGUACUUUGUCUCAAGUGGAUUGAAGACCAAUGUUGCAACAAUCAGAGGUGUUCAAUCUUGGGGUCUCUUGGUUCUUGUCAUAUGUACAGCCUGUUUGGGAAAGAUAGUUGGCACUUUCACAGUAGCUAAACUUUGGAAAAUGCCCACGGCUGAAGCUGUUGCUCUUGGUUUUCUUAUGAACAGCAAAGGCCUCGUGGAACUCAUUGUCCUUAACAUUGGUAAAGACAGAAAGGUUCUUAAUGAUCAAACAUUUGCCAUCAUGGUUUUAAUGGCUCUCUUCACAACAUUUAUAACCACUCCUGUAGUGAUGGCUGUGUACAAGCCUGCAAAGAGAACAAAAAAAAUUGAUUACAAGCACAGGACAAUUGAAAGAAAGAAUGCCAACACUCAGCUUCGACUCCUUGCUUGCUUCCACAGUGCUAGAAACAUCCCAUCAAUGAUAAAUCUCUUUGAGGCGUCACGUGGUACUGACAAGCAUGAAAGCCUGUGUGUGUAUGCAAUGCAUCUGAUGGAGCUAUCAGAAAGGUCUUCUGCUAUACAAAUGGUCCAAAAAGCUAGAAGGAAUGGGCUUCCCUUUUGGAACAAAGGCCAUUCAUCGGGGGGAAACCAUAUUGUUGUGGCUUUUGAGGCAUUUCAACAACUAAGCAAGGUUUCAGUGAGGUCGAUGACAUCAAUCUCUUCGUUGUCUGAUAUGCAUGAAGACAUCUGCGGAACUGCUGAGAGAAAGAAGGCAGCAAUCAUAAUCCUACCAUUUCACAAGCACCAAAGGCUAGAUGGCUCCUUGGAGACCACGCGAGCUGAAUUUCGUGGGGUUAACAGUAGGGCUCUUGAGCAUGCCUCAUGCUCUGUAGGGAUAUUGGUUGAUCGUGGGCUAGGUGGGAAUGCACAUGUAUCAGCAAGUAAUGUGUCAUAUCAAAUUGUGGUUCUUUUCUUGGGAGGGCAUGAUGAUCAUGAAGCACUUGCUUAUGGAACUCGGAUGGCUGAGCACCCUGGAAUCAAGUUGACAGUUGUCCGUUUCUUAGUGGAACCAAAAACUGUCGGGGAGAGAGUUCAAAUAGAAGAAGAGAGCAACCCUGGUGGCAAUGCUGUCUCAGCAGAUGAAGAUGUUCUUGCUGAUAUUAAGGAUAGAGUAUCAGAAGACGACUCUGUCAAUUACGAAGAGAGAGCUGUUGGGAGCUCAAAUGAAGUGAUAGCAGCAAUUCGUGCCUACAGCCGCUGCAACUUGUUUUUGGUUGGUCGAAUGCCUGAUGGUGAAAUUGCAUUGGCGCUGAACGAAAGGAUUGAGUACCCAGAACUUGGGCCAGUAGGGAGCUUGUUAACCUCUCCAGAUUUGUCAACAACGGCUUCAGUUUUGGUGGUCCAGCAGUAUAACGAGAAGGCUCCCGCCGAUGAAUAAAUUCAUCGCCUGCCCGUAUUAUUCCCUGUCAUCCCUGAUAAAAGAUAAUACACAUGGGAUUUAUAUGUAGAGACUCUCUUUCCCCUACCCUAGUUUCCUGUGGAUCAACUGAAUAUGAUGUUAGAUAGAAUUGAUUU
This is a messenger RNA of Coffea eugenioides, 2709 nucleotides long. RefSeq names its product cation/H(+) antiporter 18-like. Gene Ontology annotation, molecular function: antiporter activity. Gene Ontology annotation, biological process: proton transmembrane transport; regulation of pH. The transcript has 4 exons. Gene Ontology annotation, cellular component: membrane; endomembrane system. The coding region runs from base 218 to 2572 and encodes 784 amino acids. The record is from RefSeq and is a predicted model, not a curated record. NCBI's taxonomy places the organism in Eukaryota, Viridiplantae, Streptophyta, Magnoliopsida, Gentianales, Rubiaceae.